GUAGGUGAAUACAACAUUCGUUGUUGACAUUCGUUGUAUUUCAUGGCCUAAAAAGUGCUUGUAUUACAAGAUUCAACAGAUAUCUGAUAAAUUGUGGUGGGAUAUAUUCUAUCAGUGGAAUGUGAUAUGUCAUUCUGGUGUUUUGCCAUGGACUCAAAUCCACGGGUAUCUUCACUGAAUCAUUCCUCAAGAUAAAGGAUGGAGGAAAUAUGGUUUAACUAGGAAAACUUGUCAUGGACCUCGAGUUGUUUCUCAUCAACAUAAAAACCUGUAGCAGAAUAUCAUCAGAUAUUUACCAGAUAGAAUAUUACUUGUUUCUGUCUUGAUGGGAUACAACUCUCAGAGUAGGUCAGUAUGGAGCAAAGUAGGGAAAACAGGGAACACAGGAGAAAGCGUGCGCCCUUUCAAGAUGGAACAGCAGAAGAUGGACCAGACAAUGAUCAUUCUCUCCCGAAUUCUUCAGUGGUUAAUAGCCUGGAUGCUGAGGAAUCCCUUGGAGAAAACAAUGGAUCCAAUGCUAAUAAAAUUUCGGGCCCUGGUCCACCAUGUAAAGAAGCUUUGGACAGGGACACGGCAACUGUAGAUACCAGAAGCCAGCAUCAAAGCCAGAAAACAGACAUUGCAGUUCAUAAAACACAUGAUCCAACUUCCCUAGGAGAUGAUGAUUCAUCCAGUAUAGGGCAACACAGGGAAUCCAGUAGCACAGAGACCGGCCGAGAGGAUCUGUCACAAGUGUUCCCUAGACCAGCCAGUCUUGACAGUACACAACACCCUAUUGCUGAGGCUGUGGCACAUACUGCAUCAGCUGCUGAAGACCAAACUGAGGCCGGUCCAAGUCUGUCCAGUUCUAGUGAUGUUGAAGACACAUGUGAUCCAUGUGAAGAAAAUGUCAACAAUGUUUGUGAUAAAGACAAAACUUUACAGCCAGUCAAAGGAUCAACAUUUCAAAAUGAAUUGUACAGAAAUGAAAAGGGGGAUGAAAUAUAUUCUGAUUCAAGUCAUGUUAUUGAUUUGGAAAGUUGUCCAGAUCUGGACUUGCCAGAAUUGCGUAUUCAACGAUGUGAAUGGCCAGGCCAACCAGUCCAAGGGCUUAUCAGUGAGAGAGAGAUCCCCCUUCUCCAAGAAAGUGAACACAUAGAACAGGAGUCUUUCAAUGAUAUACAUUCACUCGAGCACGACAGUGGCUGGAAUGAGAAAAAUAUCUCUAUUGAUCAUAUAGUUAAUUCAAUUCAUUGGUCCUCUCCCAUAUCUCAGACAUCUGGAAUUGAAAAUCAUUUUGAUAUGUCAGCCACCAGUGUUCAUUCAUUAAACUUGAUUCAUUCAUCUAGUGAAAGUGGAGAUGAAAAACUUGAUCUACAAUCUCUGGAGCAGAGGAAUGUGUUACAGGACCUAAACAAUGCUGAAAAUGAACCCCUCCUAUCACAAACAAAUCGGUGUGAUGAUUCCUUACCAACUAGGGAUUUCAGUGUAUCUGACUCUGUUCAGAAUAAAUCUGAAACUGGCAUUUCACAUCAUGAGAGGAUCAAAGAUGUCUUACAUGAGGAGAUAUUUGAUAGUGGGGUUUUGAGUAACCCACAAAGUAUCGGUGAUGACCAUUCAGUAUACGUGUACAAUUCCAGCUUCCUCUCCAGUUUUUCAAGUUCUCCAUCUUUCUUGUCGAUAAGGAGAGAACUGAUCAUGUAUGAUCUAGGCAAAUCACAAAAUGAAGAAAAGGCGACAUAUAAUUUUAAUGAAGAAAGAGAUACAUCUGAUACAUUUUUAAAUUCCCAACAUGAGUUCAAAGAAAGCAAAGACAGAAGUUCCUCUCACUUGGUUACAAAUGCAAGUGAAUCAUUUGAAGAUCAUAACACUUCUGACUACUAUAACACUUCUGAAGACCAUUACACUUCUGAAGUCCAUUACACUUCUGAAGACCAUUACACUUCUGACGACUGUAGCACUUCUGACUGCUAUAACACUUCUGACGACUGUAUCACUUCACAGAGGAACUUAUCAGAUGACAAUAAGAAAUUAUUGCAAACUAACUGUAACACUGUUAGUAACAUUUCCUUCUCCAAUAAUAGAGUUCAUCAUAUAUUGUUUUACAUCAUCCAUAAAACUUCUAGUCAGAAAACCAUCAUCACAUUCCAUGAUCUAGAGGUCACACAAGAUCCCCAAAGGAGACCAUUGUGUACACUAAGAAGUGUCGCGUGUAACUUUCACAGAGGUCAGUGGUUACUGCACCACUUGGAACGACUUGGAUUGUUGACUUUUCAUGAAAUUGCUCCAAUGGUUGUUAUCGUGGAACCAGCUUUACAUGGGCUUGGUCGCUACUUCCAACAGAUGGAGCAAGGACAACAGAUCACUGUACUGGAGAGCAUGCAGUAUGAAUGGAUGCGUGUAAGGAGCUUCUGGUCCUUUCCCAGAAAUGCUGGAGUGUCCUACCUAUAUUUGGCAAGGAUAGGGUUUUUCUACACGGGUAGAGUGUCGGAGACCUGCUGCUAUAGCUGUGGACAGAUCUACAGAGAAUGGAGGGAGGGAGAUAACCCACUAGAAAUUCACCGACGGAUAUCUCCACAUUGUCUGCACCUCAAUGACGGUGAUGCUCGAAAUAUGCCCAUCUAUGCAGAUGUCAUUAACCAGUGGCCUGCCAUACCAUGGGAACCGCUUUUGGAGGAGGCAGCAAGACCACCAGUUGAUGAGGAGCCUGCUGACCUACCCGAAGCAGAAGCUUUGGACAGGGACACUGCAACUGUAGAUACCAGAAGCCAGCAUCCAAGCCAGAAAACAAACAUUGCAGUUCAUAAAACACAUGAUCCAACUUCCCUAGGAGAUGAUGCUUCAUCCAGUAUAGGGCAACACAGGGAAUCCAGUAGCACAGAGAUCGGCCGAGAGGAUCUGUCACAAGUGUUACCUAGACUAGCCAGUCUUGACAGUACACCACACCCUAUUGCUGAGGCUGUGGCACAUACUGCAUCAGCUGCUGAAGACCAAACUGAGGCUGGUCCAAGUCUGUCAAGUUCUAGUGAAGGAGCAUCCGGUAGAGAGACAGGAGGAUCAGACAGAGCUCCUCCAGACAUGCCAGCACAGAAUCCACAGCCGAGAGCAGACCCUAACGUGCAGGAACAACAACAACAGGAACCCAGAGGCCAAGACCCACCUCCAAAUAAUAAUCCACCAGGACAGGAAUGGGGCAGAAUUAUAUUUCCACAGAAUCCACCAUUAAAUUCAGCCCCAAGCGCUGCUCCCAGACCAGAUGAGGAACAGGUACCCAGGGGUGUUCCUAGAGCUGACCCACAGGGUAACUACAUGCCUCGCUAUCCUAACUAUGCUGUCCAGGCCACCAGAUCAGACACCUUCUUACACGGCUGGCCGGCAUACCUCAACCAAACACCAUAUGAAAUGUCGUCUGCAGGAUUCUUCUACACAGGUAAUGGUGACUAUUGUCGCUGUUUCUACUGUGGGGGAGGACUGCGUAACUGGGAGCCGGGUGAUGACCCCUGGGUAGAACAUGCUCGCUGGUUUCCACGAUGUCUGUAUGUACGUCAAAACAAGGGAGAUCGAUUUGUUAGACUUGUUCAACAACGGCAAGAAAAUAAUCGACAGAAUGAUCCUCGUCAGGAACCUGUUUUACAGCCCCCUCCAGCAAAUCCACAACCUCCACCUGUGGAGAGAAAUCUACUACAAGGGCAGGCAUCCCCUCGGCCAAACCAGCAGGGUCAACAGCCUGGAGAAAAGACAAAUACUCCCACUACAACUGGACAGCAAAGUCAAAGUCAGCAAGGAGCCACUGCAAGGCAGAACAUUGAACAUACAGAAUCAACAGUGGAUGAGAUGAGCCUUUCAGCAGUGGAAAGUUUGAAGGCGAAUGGCAUCAGUUCAAGUCGCAUACAAGAAGCACUGCAAAUAUGGAAGAAGCAACAAAAGAAAGCUUACAAGAUGUCUGAUGUCACUUCUGCAAAACUAAUGCAGAUUGUAUUUGAUCAAGAGGAGGAAGAGAACCGACGCCUGGCAGAAACAAACCAGUUAGCCUCAUCCCUGGCUCAGAGGGGUUUGGUUGCUGUUGGAGGAGAGACUUCGGAUGGAGCUGGGGCACAUUUCUCCGCAAUCACAUCUGGUGAUUCUACUUCUAAUGAUCCAGAGAUGACCGAGAGGCUAUCUCUUUAUACUGAGGCUGAGGAGAGGAAGAAGCAACUGAUGUGCUCGGUAUGUGGAGAAAAUGAAGUGACCAUAGCCUUCCUGCCCUGCGGUCACCUAGUGUGCUGUUUUCAGUGUGCACCGGCCAUGAUAAAAUGUCCGAACUGCAGUGAAGCAGUGAAGGGCAACGUUAAGGUCUUCCUCAUGUAGACCAAAAGCAUAAAGGUAUCGAGUGCAAAUGAGGAAAACAAAAAUGAUGCAUUUGACAUAUAGAAUUUGACAUAUAGAAUGGCAUAUAACUUGUCCAAAAACAAAACAUAUCUUACUUAUCUUUAAUAUCAGCAAAAUGACCAUAAAUGACACUCUAAAUUUUAUUGAAAUCCAUAAAUUUGUUCUGUUAGAUUGGCCCAAUUUUAAUUGGUAGUUGGAAAAGUACAUAUAACAGGGUAGAGUGACAAGUUGAUAACCUGUUUGGUUUCUGGAUGAGUUAUAUACCUUUCUAGAUAAAUAUAUAUCAAAAUCAUCAAAAUAUUUUUUCUCAUUUGCAAUAACUAUGGUACUCAUAGACCAAUCCUAUGUUAAUGUCACAGUCAUUUUCAUACAGGCUAACAUUACAGUAUUUUAGUGUCGCUGUCCUUAUGUAGGCCAAUACCGUAGGAGUUAUUGACAGCAGUAACAAGGGUUCUUUCUGGUAGGUUUUGAUCACAGAAUGUUUUGUAUGCUAGUGGUACUAAGAAAAAAGGUCAAGCCAAGGUCAAGGCCGACUUGUUCCGGAAGUGAGGCCCAGUACAGGGUAAUCCACCUGGAGGCGCGGCAAAGGGAGUGUAUACAUAUAUGUAUGUAAGGAUAAUUUGUACGGUAACUUUGAAUGUAAGUAAAAACGUUAAAUAAGGCAGUGAAAAUAUAGAAAUAAUAAUGUAAAUACUAGUAAGUAUGAAAGAAAGUAUGAUAGCCCUCUUGUAUGAGGACACAUGAUUGUGAAGAUGCUGAUCCCGGGGCUCCCCAACCUCGAAGGUAUCCUAAAUGUGCUGGGGAGGUAAAAUGUUUGGAAAAAAAAACCUAGUUCCUUUUAAAUAUAGAAACAUCUGUGAUAUUGCUAGCAUUUGAUCAUUAUUAUUGACAGUUUUUAUUGUUACCUGACUCGCUAUAUAAAUGCAUAUUAAUCAAUUUCGACUGUUUCCCAGACAAUUCACCAAACGAACUA
Messenger RNA from Mizuhopecten yessoensis (Yesso scallop), 5320 nucleotides. RefSeq lists its product as uncharacterized. The coding region runs from base 355 to 4326 and encodes 1323 amino acids. The record is from RefSeq and is a predicted model, not a curated record. Gene Ontology annotation, molecular function: cysteine-type endopeptidase inhibitor activity involved in apoptotic process. The transcript is spliced from 12 exons. Lineage: Eukaryota; Metazoa; Mollusca; Bivalvia; Pectinida; Pectinidae. Gene Ontology annotation, cellular component: spindle microtubule; cytoplasm; nucleus. Gene Ontology annotation, biological process: regulation of cell cycle; negative regulation of apoptotic process.